GAACCACGUACGUACGUGGCGAGCCGCAGAGCCGGCUCGGUGCGGAUGUGCGCUGCGCGCAAGCCGGAUGGUGGAAGCGACAGGAAGGGGAGGUCCGGCUACGUGUGUGCGUGUGGGUAGUGGGGCGGUGCAUGGCAACGCAACGCUUGCGCGUAACGGUAUGAGGCGUCGGAGCCAAGCCAAAGCCACCCCUCCUCGUUCGUGCCGAGGCCGUUGCGCCCGCACCCGAUCGCGACCUCCAGCCCGCCCCGAAACAACGAGCACAAACUCCGUGGCCGCGUAACGGACCCUUCCUUUCGCCACUCGUUUCAAAAACCUCAUUAGCCGCUGGCUCUUCAGGUCUGCGUCCAUCUACAUGCGCCUGCUUCCGAAUCGUUGCAAGUUCCAUCGAUCAGUUGCCGCUACAGACAUGCCGGCCGUCAAGUCGGAGUCUCCGGCGAGCUGCUUGCCGGAGCUCCCACGCAUCCGCACCACUCGCCCUGCUGCGGCCUCGUCCAAGGUAAUAGCAAGAGCCAAGGCGCACGGCGAUAGGAAGGCGAAAGCAGAGGACGAUCGGGAGAAGCGGCACAAGAGUGGUAGGGGGGCGUGUGAUGAGUCGGCGGCGUGUGGGAGCUCACCGGAGCUGGAGAAGAGGAGGUGCUCCUGGAUCACGGCCAACUCUGAACCCCUCUACGUUGCAUUCCAUGAUGAAGAAUGGGGAGCUCCGGUGCACAAUGACCGUAAGCUGUUUGAGCUGCUUACCUUAUCACAAGCCUUAGCUGAGCUCUCCUGGCCUGUAAUUUUGAGCAAGAGGGGGGAAUUCAGGGAGAUGAUUGAUGCUUUCUACAAUGCAUCCGUCUGUGACCUCAAGGGCAAGAAGAUAAACCAGUUGUCCAAGUCAAACGGAAGGACGUUGCUGUCAGAGCAAAAGCUGCGAGCUGUGGUCGCAAACGCCAAGCAGAUUCAAAAGGUAGUCCGUGAAUUCGGAUCGUUCGACAACUACUGCUGGAGCUUCGUGAACCACAGGCCCAUCACAAACGGCUACCGCCACGCUCGCCAAGUGCCCACCAAGACGCCCAAAUCUGAGGCUAUGAGCAAGGACCUGAUGCGGCGAGGGUUCCAGUGCGUCGGCCCCACGACGGUCUACUCCUUCAUGCAGGUCGCCGGGAUCGUAAACGACCACCUGCGGUGCUGCUUCAGGUUUGAUCAGGUUCGCAGCCAGCCCAAGGAUGCCGAGGAGAACAUGAGAGCCGAGAUAAGAUUGAGCUCACACGAUUCAGAGGAUUCAGAGAUCAGCGAGGUGUAGUUAGCCUCUGAAACUUGCCUUGCUUUGUACGUAUGAUACGAUUCUUUAUCUUGUAUAGGUGUGCUCAUCUUGUGUUUACCUUCGUCAGACAUGGCAGUUGGUUUGGCUGUGCAUUUUGUGGCGUGACUGGUGUCAGCUCACUUGUAGUGUACGUACAUUACAGGUUGUAAAAAAUGGUGAAACAGGGUGCAUGGUCAAGGUGUGAUUU
Molecule: messenger RNA, 1493 nt
Organism: Triticum aestivum (bread wheat)
Lineage: Eukaryota; Viridiplantae; Streptophyta; Magnoliopsida; Poales; Poaceae
Product: probable GMP synthase [glutamine-hydrolyzing]
Exons: 3
Coding region: 356-1285 (309 amino acids)
Biological process (GO): base-excision repair
Molecular function (GO): DNA-3-methyladenine glycosylase activity
Source: RefSeq, a predicted model, not a curated record